This is a messenger RNA of Nycticebus coucang (slow loris), 6210 nucleotides long. RefSeq names its product collagen type XXII alpha 1 chain (gene COL22A1). Lineage: Eukaryota; Metazoa; Chordata; Mammalia; Primates; Lorisidae. The record is from RefSeq and is a predicted model, not a curated record. The coding region runs from base 407 to 5221 and encodes 1604 amino acids. The transcript is spliced from 64 exons.
UUUGUUCUUGGGCAGCAGCAGGGCUGGCUGAGGCUGCCGCAUUUCUCCCCAAGGAAGUGUCUCCCGCUCUUUCCCUGUUUGUCUGUUUCUCACACACUUCCUCUUCUGUUCUGCAACUUCCAGCCUCACCUUCUAACUUGUACAUCCAGCUAUUUGUUUCAGAGCCAGCUCUCUCUCCUGUCCCCUGGAACCUUCUUGUGUAGAGACUGAGUUUGCUAGGUGUUGUGGGGGGCAGUGGACUGCUGGCAGGAGGGGGUGGCCUGGGGCUGGCCUCUUCUCCAGGAACUGUUUCCAGAGGACCUGGGCCCAGGACGUGAGCCCCGGCUGGCUUUCCGCGAGUCUCCCUGCCAGGCGAUGCUGCAGUAGCCCCUGACGGUGCUCCAUCCCAGCCCCAAGAAGAAGAGCCAUGGCUGGCCUGAACGGGCGCGCUGCGGCUGACCUGCUCUGGCUGCUGCUGCUGUGGAGCAUGGACGGUGGCUGCCAGGCCCAGCGGGCAGGUUGCAAAACCGUCCAUUACGACCUGGUCUUCCUCCUGGACACCUCCUCCAGCGUGGGCAGGGCGGACUUUGAGAAGGUGCGGCAGUGGGUAGCCAACCUGGUGGACACCUUCGAGGUGGGCCCCGACCGCACCCGCGUGGGGGUUGUGCGCUACAGCGACCAGCCCACCACGGCGUUCGAGCUGGGCCACUUCGGGUCGCGUGAGGCGGUCAAGGCGGCCGCGCGGCGCAUCCCAUACCACGGCGGGAACACCAACACGGGCGACGCGCUGCGCUACAUCACCGCCCGCAGCUUCUCGGCGCGCGCCGGCGGCCGCCCCGGGGACCGCGCCUUCAAGCAGGUGGCCAUUCUGCUGACCGACGGCCGCAGCCAGGACCUGGUGCUGGACGCUGCGGCCGCCGCCCACCGUGCCGGCAUCCGCCUGUUCGCCGUGGGCGUGGGCGCGGCGCUGAAGGAGGAGCUGGACGAGAUCGCCUCGGAGCCCACGUCCGCCCACGUCUUCCACGUGUCCGACUUCGACGCCAUCGACAAGAUCCGCGGCAAGCUGAGGCGGCGCCUGUGCGAGAAUGUGCUGUGCCCUAGUGUCCGUGUGGAAGGGGAUCGCUUUAAGCACACCAAUGGGGCGACCAAGGAAAUCACAGGGUUUGACCUGAUGGAUUUGUUCAGCGUGAAGGAAAUCUCAGGGAAGAGAGAGAACGGACAGCAGAGUUCCUACGUACGGAUGGGAUCCUUCCCCGUGGUGCAGAGAACAGAGGACGUAUUCCCCGAGGGUUUGCCUGAUGAGUACGCCUUUGUCACGACCUUCCGGUUCAGGAAAGCGUCUCGGAAGGAAGACUGGUACAUCUGGCAGGUCAUCGACCAGUAUGGCAUCCCGCAGGUCUCCAUCCGGCUGGACGGUGAGAACAAGGCAGUGGAGUACAACGCCGUGGGUGCCAUGAAAGAUGCUGUUAGGGUGGUCUUCCGAGGUCCCCAGGUCAGCGACCUCUUUGACCGGGAUUGGCACAAGAUAGCCCUGAGCAUCCAGGCCCAGAACGUGUCCCUGUACAUCGACUGUGCACCAGUGCAGACGCUGCCCAUUGAGGAGCGGGAGAACAUUGACAUCCAGGGCAAGACGGUUAUCGGCAAGCGCCUCUAUGACAGCGUGCCCAUUGAUUUCGACCUACAGCGGAUUGUGAUCUACUGUGACGCAAGACAUGCAGAAUUGGAGACAUGCUGUGAUAUCCCCUUGGGUCCGUGCCAGGUGACGGUGAUGACAGAGCCUCCACCUCUGCCUCAGCAGCCUCUCACCCCAAGCAGUGAGCAGCUUGGGUUUUUGAAGACCAUCAACUGCUCCUGCCCAGCCGGAGAAAAGGGUGAAAAGGGCUUGGAUGGCCCCGUGGGACUCCCUGGUCCAAAGGGAGACAUAGGAGCCACUGGGCCUGUUGGUGCUCCUGGACCCAAGGGAGAGAAAGGUGACAUGGGCAGAGGACCUUUUGUCCAAGGAGAAAAGGGAGAAAAGGGUUCUCCUGGCGCGCCCGGCCCCCCUGGGAGAGAUGGCAGCAAAGGCGUGAGAGGCGAGCCAGGAGAGCUGGGAGAGCCGGGACUGCCUGGCGAGGUGGGCAUGCGGGGGGCCCAAGGACCACCUGGACUGCCUGGACCUCCCGGACACAUUGGAGCUCCUGGUCUUCAAGGAGAACGAGGUGAAAAGGGGACUCAAGGAGAGAAGGGGGAGCGAGGCCUGGAUGGAUUCCCCGGGAAGCCUGGGCAGACAGGAGAGCAGGGACGGCCUGGCCCUCCUGGCACCGCAGGGCCUCAGGGACAGAAGGGUGACGUGGGGCCUGUUGGACCUCCUGGAGUACCGGGUUCUGUGGUGCAGAGAGAAGGCCUGAAGGGAGAGCAGGGAGCUCCAGGACCCAGAGGUCACCAGGGCCCACCUGGGCCUCCAGGAGCUCCGGGUCUCAUGGGCCCGGAAGGCAGGGAUGGACCUCCUGGUUUGCAAGGUCUCCGAGGGAAGAAAGGUGACAUAGGACCACCUGGAAUCCCUGGAUUGCUGGGGCCGCAGGGUCCUCCAGGACCACCUGGAGUCCCAGGCCCCCCUGGACCUGGAGGGCCCCCGGGUUUACCUGGAGAGAUCGGCUUCUCAGGGAAGCCUGGGCCUCCAGGGCCCGUGGGACCACCUGGAAAGGAUGGGUUGAAUGGACCACCAGGCCUGCCAGGAUCCAAGGGGGAGCCAGGAGGCAGAGGGGAGGAUGGUCUGCCUGGAAAGCCUGGCCUCAGGGGUGAAGUCGGGGAGCAGGGCCUGGCAGGCCGACCUGGAGAGAAGGGAGCAGCUGGCCUUCCUGGUGCUCCAGGCUUCCCGGGCUUGCAGGGAGAGAAAGGAGACCUGGGAGAAAAAGGCGAACUGGGACUUCCAGGACUGAAAGGCGACCGGGGUGAGAAGGGUGAAGCUGGUCCUGCAGGUCCCCCUGGGUUACCUGGAACUAUACCCCUGUUCACACCACACCCAAGAACACCGGGAGAACAAGGGCCAAGAGGAGAGAAGGGCGACCCAGGUGUGCCUGGGGAACCGGGACCACAGGGCCGUCCUGGAGAGCCAGGGCCUCAGGGACCCACAGGACCACCGGGUGCCAAGGGGCAGGAAGGCACGCUCGGGGCUCCUGGAACAACUGGAAAUCCUGGUGCUCCUGGACACAUCGGUCCCCCGGGCCCCAGUGGUCCCCCAGGAAGUGUGGGCUCUCCUGGUCUCAGAGGACCCCCUGGGAAAGAUGGGGAGCGUGGUGAGAAGGGAGCAGCAGGUGAAGAAGGGCGGCCUGGGCCAUCUGGCCCCAGGGGAGACCCGGGGGCUCCUGGGAUCCCUGGGCCACCUGGAAAAGGGAGAGACGGAGAGCCGGGGCUCCGUGGAUCACCUGGUCUGCCCGGCCCCCCCGGAACCAAGGGGGACCGUGGAGCACCCGGGAUCCCUGGCUCUCCUGGCAGCCGCGGAGACCCAGGCGCUGGGGUUGCAGGCCCUCCCGGCCCUUCCGGACCCCCAGGAGAAAAAGGUCCCCAGGGAUCGCGAGGCUUACCGGGAUUCCCUGGCCCCCAGGGCCCAGCUGGCCAGGAGGGUGCACCAGGAAAUCCAGGAGAAAGAGGCCCUCCUGGCAAACCGGGGCUCUCUUCACAACUGUCUCCAGAGGACAUAAAUCUCUUGGUUAAGGAUGUGUGCAACGACUGCCCUCCCGGCCCCCCAGGCCUCCCAGGGCUGCCAGGUUUUAAAGGGGACAAAGGUCUCCCAGGAAAGCCAGGGAGAGAAGGUACUGAAGGGAAAAAGGGAGAUGCUGGGCCUCCGGGCCCCCCAGGAUCCCCAGGAGCAGCUGGACCACAGGGAAGUAAAGGGGAACCUGGUGCAGAUGGUGAGGUUGGACAGAAAGGUGAUCAGGGUCACCCUGGAGUGCCAGGCUUCAUGGGCCCCCCAGGAAACCCUGGACCACCGGGAGCAGAUGGAAUUGCGGGAGCUGCUGGACCACCAGGAAUCCAAGGGCUACCUGGAAAAGAAGGCCCUCCUGGCCCCGAAGGCCCAUCUGGAAUACCUGGAAUCCCAGGAGAAGAAGGCAAAGAGGGCAGAGAUGGAAAACCUGGGCCCCCUGGAAAGCCGGGCACAGCCGGAGAGCCGGGUCUGCCUGGACCAGAGGGUGCCCGAGGCCCACCUGGCUUCAAGGGACACACGGGGGAUGCUGGCGCACCUGGCCCCCGGGGAGAGCCUGGUGCCAUGGGGCCUCCUGGCCGGGAAGGGUCACCAGGAAAAGAUGGUGAUACUGGACCUGCAGGGCCUCAGGGUCCCCAAGGACUGAGGGGCCCACCGGGUAAGAAUGGAUCCCCGGGAUCGCCAGGAGACCUUGGCCCUCCAGGAACCACGGGCCAGAAAGGAAGCAAAGGAGAAAGUGGCAGCCCUGGGCCCCCUGGUUUCCUGGGUCCCCGUGGGCCUCCGGGAGAACCAGGAGAGAAGGGAGUCCCUGGAAAGGAGGGGACCCCUGGGAAGCCUGGAGAGCCUGGAUCCAAAGGAGAACAGGGAGAUCCUGGGAUCAAAGGCGACAAAGGACCUCCAGGUGGGAAGGGCCAGCAGGGGGAGCCUGGAAUCCCAGGUCACAAAGGCCACACAGGCCUGAUGGGCCCCCAAGGACCGCCUGGGGAGAACGGACCAGCUGGGCCCCCAGGGCCUCCAGGCCAGCCAGGAUUUCCAGGCCUGAGGGGGGAGUCUCCAUCCAUGGAAACCCUGAGGCGGCUUAUUCAAGAAGAGCUCGGGAAGCAGCUAGAAACCAGACUCACCUAUCUCCUGGCCCAGAUGCCCUCAGCACACGUGAAGUCAUCUCAAGGAAGACCUGGACCCCCAGGACCCCCUGGAAAAGAUGGGCUUCCAGGCCGGGCAGGCCCCAUGGGGGAGCCAGGCAGACCUGGGCAGGGGGGUCUGGAAGGACCCAGUGGACCAAUCGGUCCCAAAGGUGAACGAGGAGUCAAAGGUGACCCGGGUGAGCCUGGAGUUGGCCUUCGAGGCGAGAUGGGGCCCCCUGGAAUCCCAGGCCAGCCCGGGGAACCCGGCUAUGCUAAAGAUGGACUCCCUGGGACCCCCGGCCCUCAAGGAGAGACAGGACCAGCUGGACAUCCUGGACCCCCAGGUCCACCUGGCCCCCCUGGACAGUGUGACCCUUCCCAGUGUGCCUACUUCGCCAGCCUUGCUGCCCGGCCAGGGAAUGUGAAGGGCCACUAGAAGAUUCCGUAAAACCAGAAGACUGCGGUGGACUGCUGAAACUUGAACUCAGAGCCUAAUGGGAAGCCAGAGGUCUUGAAACAUUUCAGACAUGUGUCUCUUUUAUUUUAUUUCUUUUAUCUUUUUUGUUUGUUUAUUUUCUUGAGAGACCUCAAAACUAUUAAAUCCAACAGAUGCUGCCGGUCAGUCAGAUUAUUAUGACUAUUAUUAUUGUUGCUAAUUAUUAUUAAUAUUAUUUCAUAUGUUAAUGCUUUGUGAGUUGUUUCCUGCUAAAGUUGGGAACACUUGAUUUGUGGAGCAGGAGAUUGUUUCUUCCUUCUUCUUUCAGCCUCCAUCUCAAAUGUCACUGCCCAUUUUAAGGAAACCGUUGGUGCUACAAGACCCUGACCAGAUGCUUGACAGAUUUACCUCUUUUCUCAAAAGAAAACUUUAGAAAAAUGAUGCAAUGGGCUUUGAUUCUCAGUCGUGCCCAGAGAUCACCCAGGGAGAAAUAAUCCAAAAACCACCAGUUUCCAGGAGAGGGACAUGGAGCAGGAAGGGAAAGAAUUUACGGCUGUGAAGAAGGUUCCAGCUCCUGAUGGAAAACGCGUGUGGAGAGCAGAGAACUGGACCUUAGGGAGCUCUCCACCUCCUCGACAGUUCCAGCUUGCAGAAGUGAAAUAACAGCUUUGUGAGAUCCCGUGUCUGGGCCAAAGAUGGGGAAGCCCUCACCAAAGAAGUGGCUGAGUGUUAUUUUGGCUUCUAAACAGUGGCCAGGACUUUAUUUUCCCUUUGUUGUUUUCAGUUUUGUUAAUUAUAAAACAAGAGGACCUAGUGGCCAUUCACUUUUGUUUCCCUAGUGGUGGGCAGUUGGCCAGGGCACUGACCACAAGUGGGAAUUCUGUGUCCCCAGGACCCCAUUUCUGAAUUAAAUCUCAUUGGUUGCAUGUGUGUGUGACAUGCUCUGCCCAAGUGCUCAAUAAAUCUGAGUUUCCUUCAAUUUGCUUUUU